This is a messenger RNA of Fraxinus pennsylvanica, 348 nucleotides long. The record is from the annotation of a GenBank genome assembly. NCBI's taxonomy places the organism in Eukaryota, Viridiplantae, Streptophyta, Magnoliopsida, Lamiales, Oleaceae.
AUGGCUGAAACAAGGAGAUCAAACCCUAAGCAGAGGGGACCCUUCUCUCCUUCAAGCCCAUUCUUAUUGGGCUCCAAUGAUGAAAAGCUUCGGUGCGCUCAGGCACGCGCUGCUCAUACCGUUACUAUGCACUGGAAACCUGGAGCCCUUACGAUAGCCAUUUCUCCCAAGGUAGAUCCAUUGCUUGGAAAAGAACAGAUCCUUGAAUUGUUUCAAAACUGCAUCAAACUUGCCAGCGAAAACGUUUUCCUUUUUUUUUUAUUAUUAUUUUUUGUAACUUUUGAGAAAUUUGAUUACGAGUUGGUUUACGAUAUUUAUGGAUUUGCAGCAAAUCGCCUAUUACUUUGA